CGAUGAGCAGACUCCCAUCUGUCAGCUGAUGGGAGCCAAUCCGUGGCCCCUGACCGUCACUAGGUGGGUCUGUGUUUAAAACACAACGCAAUGCCCUGAUGCCAACGCAUUCUCUAACCACUUGAGCCUCGAGAUCAAUUCUCUGUCAUUGGUGACAGUGCGCGAUGACAAUGCACCGCUAGGGGACCACAGUUUACGCACUGGCACCUUCAGUGGGACACCGACUGUGAAGAGCUUCUGUCCACUGGUAACGCGAUGGAGAACUCAAGCGUGGUGGUCACGGUUGUUCCAACUGCUGGCCAAACAGAAUUCCUCAACUUCACCAUAAAUGACACCCUCUCCCGACUCUCAGAAAGCUUCUCGGAGGAACUCGCCAUGGCAGGAUUACGCGUAACGAACAACCCGGUAUCUCUGAAAGCCAGCACUCUCAGUACUGCCUUUUCUGCUGGGCUUCGGGCUAAGCUGCCGCCGACGGAACCCGCUCACCUGGUGGUUGCCUUUUGGGAUUCCCCGCUAAGUCACGGAAUCAAUGUGUUUGUGGGGAUUGUCCUGUGCUUCACCAUGCUGGGGCUAGGGUGUACGGUAGACGUUAGCCAGCUUGGGGAGCAUAUCCGCAGACCCAUCGGGGUGCUGCUGGCGCUGGUGUGUCAGUUCGUCAUCAUGCCCCUUGUCGCCUUCCUGCUAGCUUUGGCAUUCUCGCUCGACGACGUGGCGGCUAUGGCCGUGCUACUGUGUGGCUGCUGUCCAGGAGGAAACCUAUCCAACAUCAUGUCCUUAUUAGUGAACGGGGAGAUGAAUCUGAGCAUUAUCAUGACCAUCUCCUCCACGGUCCUUGCACUGGUGCUGAUGCCGCUGUGUCUGUGGAUAUACAGCCGCGCCUGGAUCAACACCCCCGUGGUCAACCUGAUGCCGUUCGGCGCGAUCAUCCUCACCCUCUGUAGCACCCUCAUACCCAUCGGCCUGGGGGUCGUGCUCCGAUACCGCUACAACCGGGCGGCCGACAUCGUUUUAAAGGUGUCACUGUGGUCUCUGCUGGUGACCCUGGUGAUGCUGUUCAUCAUGACGGGGGUCAUGUUGGGGCCAGAGCUGCUGGCUACCAUUCCUCCAUCUGUCUACGUGGUAGCUGUCCUGAUGCCUGCCUGUGGCUAUGCUGCAGGCUACGGCCUGGCCACCAUCUUCGAUCUCCCACCCAACAUCCGCAGGACCGUGUCACUAGAGACCGGGUGCCAGAACGUGCAGCUCUGCACAGCCAUCCUGAAGAUGGCCUUCCCACCACAGCUGAUGGGGGGCAUGUAUAUGUUCCCUCUGCUCUACGCCCUCUUCCAGGCAGCCGAGGCUGGCAUCUUCAUCCUGGCCUACCGGAUGUACAGGAAAGAGGUUUUACACAAACCAGACACAAACCCACUGGGGGACAAUGGGGAUAUUGGAUAUAAUAGGUUUGAAGAUGAAGAUAUGGGCUUUGACACUUCUUACGGGGCGGUGACCACAAGUGACCCAAAUCUCAUCAUGUUAGAGCCUUGUCCGGAUGCUACUCCUGUUUAGUGUGCAUGAUACAAUGAUGGCCCACCGUAGGUGAUGUCGUGCAUACAUAAUGACAUUCAGGUCUGCUUAUGGCAUCUCUACAAAAAAAUCCUUGUCAUGUCAGCAAUCUUUGACUGCAGGGAAGCUACCCUGUGUGUGUACGUCUCAGAAAAGAACACUCAAGAUUAUGGAGGGAGUGAAAGUUACAAAAUAUAAUUGAAGCAAGCAUAAGCCAUAUGACCAUGAAAAAAUAUGAAAAGGUUAAUUGAAGUAAAAAAUGCUAGUAUAUCUGAGCUUACUUCAACAUAUUGUUUAUGAAAGAAAAUGGCUGUGAAAAUGGAUAUCAUCAAAAAUAAUCUCUAUAUUCAUCCCCUCUCACAUCACAGAUGCAGUACAACAUUGUUUCACAAAGGUGUCAUCAUCUCACUUGAUUGUAAAGUCUAACAUGAUCAUCUGAUCUACAUGACCAAACAUUGUCAAUUAUUAUUUUGCAUUCAAAGCAAGUGUUCAAAUCCAAUUGUUUUUGGUUAUUUUGGUGCCUAUGGUUUCAGUUCAAGAAGAGACAAAUGCAGUACAAUCCUUCAACAGAGCCUAAUAUAACUACUCCAUAUCACCAUAUGUACGAUGACAAACUGUCUGUAAAAUGUACCACUGUGUAUAUGUUUAUCAAUGUAUAUUAAAAUAGAUAGGAACAAAA
Oncorhynchus tshawytscha (Chinook salmon) is the source of this 2218-nucleotide messenger RNA. It is a transcript of the gene slc10a4, whose product is annotated as solute carrier family 10 member 4. Gene Ontology annotation, biological process: bile acid and bile salt transport. The transcript has 3 exons. The record is from RefSeq and is a predicted model, not a curated record. Gene Ontology annotation, molecular function: bile acid:sodium symporter activity. Gene Ontology annotation, cellular component: membrane. The coding region runs from base 256 to 1542 and encodes 428 amino acids. Lineage: Eukaryota; Metazoa; Chordata; Actinopteri; Salmoniformes; Salmonidae.